CACUUCUUCGUGGACGCAGGCUUCGGCGUCUCCAGCGGCCACUGGGUCUACCAGUACAACUUCAGCGACUCACAGUACUGCAUCAACAUGGGCAUCUUCGACGACAAGGUGUCGUCCGCGCAGUGGCGGGGCUUGCCGCAGACCGGGAGCUUCGCUGGCAACCAGUCCUUCAUCGCCUUCUACACGGACAAAGACACAGCGGAGACGAAUUUCCCCGCAAAGUUUGCGCUCGACGGGAUUGACAGGCAGAUCUCGUCCUUCAUGGUCUGGCAGACCAGCAAGCACGUCGAGGGCAUC
Messenger RNA from Phytophthora sojae, 297 nucleotides. RefSeq lists its product as hypothetical. NCBI's taxonomy places the organism in Eukaryota, Oomycota, Peronosporomycetes, Peronosporales, Peronosporaceae. The transcript has a single exon. The record is from RefSeq and is a predicted model, not a curated record. The annotation marks the transcript as partial.